Messenger RNA from Neurospora crassa OR74A, 2448 nucleotides. RefSeq lists its product as hypothetical. The transcript has a single exon. Gene Ontology annotation, molecular function: protein serine/threonine kinase activity; ATP binding. Gene Ontology annotation, biological process: peptidyl-threonine phosphorylation. Lineage: Eukaryota; Fungi; Ascomycota; Sordariomycetes; Sordariales; Sordariaceae. The record is from RefSeq and is a predicted model, not a curated record. Gene Ontology annotation, cellular component: cytoplasm. The coding region runs from base 1 to 2448 and encodes 815 amino acids.
AUGGCCACAAAGAGUUCCCGCCCGCCACCCACCACCAUAUACCGCACUCGCACCACACGUGCCGAGAUCAAGUCGGCCGCGGACCUGAUGCUGCAAAAUGCAAUUGCUCAAGCAGCCGCCCCUUCGCCAGCACCCGCCCUGGCCCCUGGGACGACCUUUUCGACGGCCUCCACCGCAAUUAGCAGUCCUGAUGAUGUCCCAGAUCCUUUCAAACCAUUCUCCCAAUCUGACGCCAGCAGUCUACUGCAAGAGUUAACUAUCGAUGAGCGUAAAGCGAGUGUCGCGAUACCCCGACAAUCCACGGCAGGAAUGUUCAAGGCCGUCGUCUCCACCGAUUUGCUCUUCCUCCUUGAUACAACCAGGUCCAUGGGUUCCUACAUGGAAGCCGCCAAGCAGCAAGUCAGGAAAAUUGUCGACGAGAUUGGCAAGGCCUUUUUCAAUGAGGCUGAGAUCCGCAUGGCCGUGGCAUCAUACAAGGACCACCAGUUCAGUCCAAAUGUUCAGUUUCUCGACUUCACCACAUCCGUUGAUCAAGUACACUCCUUCCUUGCAGGCCUGAGCAUUGCGCCAUGGUAUGGGGAUCGCCCCGAAGAUGUUCUCGGUGGAAUUCAACAAGCGGUCAACGCUUCGUGGAAGAACCCAACCAGAUGCAUGAUUCAUAUUGGGGACGCACCCUCGCAUGGCCGCAACUUGCACGACAUGAGCGACACGGCAGAUCGCUUUCCCAACCCCGGCACCGAGCCACACGGCCUCACGUACGGGCCGCUGCUUAAGCAAAUGAUAUCGAAACGUAUCAACUACGUCUUCCUUCGAAUCAAUAAUACCACGGAUCGCAUGGCAUUCACAUUUUCCAAUGAGUAUGCCGCGGCUUUGGCCGACACCACGCUACUCAAAACCAACAAGUACUACAGCACGUUGAGCACCAACGUCCAGCGCAAUCCCUCGGGUGCUUUGAUGUUCCGGGAGGUUGAAUUAGGCAUCACGCUCAGCGCGCUGCAGCGUCUCGUUGUCAAUGCGGUUACGGCUUCAGCUACUCGCACAGCUACUCGCACGGCUUCCCGCAUACGCAAGCCAGGGAACGACAGUUCGCCAGGUUCGAAACUUUCAGGCAUCGGCGAGGAGGACGACGAUGAGGACGAUCAAGAGGAUGCCAACGACCCGUCAGCUUUGCCAAUCGAGACCGUCUCGCCACAGUGGGAAGAGUCAGAUUGGUUCGAAGAGACGCUCAGCAUGCAAGGCUUCUCACUGAAUGUGAAUCACGGCGCCAACACACUCAACGAGAUGAUGGAACGAGACAACAACGAUGGGCUUAGCAUGCUGAUGCUUACUAUUUACAAACGGAGACUGCCGUUUGCCAAAGGCAAACUUCGUAUGGCCUCAUAUGCCCGCACAGUGUCAUCUACCAAUUCCUACGUGGCCAAGUCGUUUAUCAAGAAAGCACCACAGAUUGCUUACCUGGUUGAAGACAUGCGGUGUCAAGCGCUGUGCAAAGCAUUUGCUUUGGAGUUCAACGCUCUGCUGGUGGACAGUUCCAGACAUUCAAUCGACUUUAUCGCGACGGCCUGCUUCAAGGGCAAGUCGGAGCUCAAGUCGGGCGAUGAACUCAUAUCCAUCGAGCCUUACAUUGGCGUUGACUAUGUCAAGUACAACACCAAUGCCGGUUGGGUCAACGAUUUUCAAGAUCCGUCCAACGAAGCAGCGCAAGCUUUCUCUCACUUUACUUUUGAGCGUUCACGGGGAGCAUUCCUGGCCAGUGACCUGCAAGGUGUUAACGGGCUGCUGACAGACCCUGUUAUCCAUACACGUGAUGAGAACCGCUUCCCAUUAUCCAAAGCGAAUCUCGGUGUUGAUGGCUUCAAGUUUUUCUUUGCCACACAUGAGUGCAACGAUAUCUGUCGAAAGUUGGGCCUUAAGAGCAGCCGCUUGAUGAUCACGUCCGGUAACUACGAUUUUAGGAGUGAUUGGCCCAGCUUACCCGACACGCUAUGCUGCUCUAACAAGCUCUGUGGCAAGAUUUUGCGCCGCGCAGACACCAGAGUGUCAGACAAAUACCCAGGAUACCAGUGGUGUGGGAUGUGCUUUCCACAGUUAGAAUCUACAACGGAAAUGGAGGAUUGUAGGGCGCCUGUCCCACACCACCAGUUUGCGUUGUCCAGAUUUUUCCAUGAGUCACAAGGGAAGAGGGCCCCGCGUAUGUGCCCUGAACACGACAACGAGCAAAACAGGUUCAGCAUGUUUAUGGCCAUACCCGCUACGCCGGCAAUGCUGGGAGGCUGGGCCGGGGCCGGAGCCGGAGCCGGAGCCGGAACCGGGGGCGCCUUUUCAAUGCUUAGCAGCAUGGCAGCGCCCUCAAAGCCCGCCGCGUCCAAAACCACGCAGGCAGAUGCGAGUCUUGUGGCGCUUUGGGACAAGCUGGCAUCUGCAACUGUGAAUUUGGGGGAUGAUUAG